AUUCAGUAGCAACCGAUCUUCGUGAACUUGCUUCUUAACUGGAAGUGAUUGGUAACAAUGUGGUCGAUAAUUUUUAUACAAUUUUUAAUAACGUACGAUACAAUGGUAGAUUGUGAAGAAACUGGAAAGAGAUUGAGUCGCCAAAAGCGGUUUUUAUUAUAUCCUGGAACAUUUGACUUCAUUCAGUUAGUCAUUGGUGCCGGGGUACCAGUCGAAGUAGAUCCAGAAGUUGCACUUUUAGGGUGGUCUUUUCGUGCCCUCUACGAGUUGCCAAGGAAUCUUUCCAAACUAACGCCUACGGACUAUGGAGCCACGUCCCGAAAAAAAAGGCAUCUCACUAGAUGGGACUUCUAUAAAAUGCUGUCCUACGAUUCAUUAGGGCGUGGCCAUGGAGGAAGAGCUUGCGUAUUACGAUCUAUAUGUGAAGCUUCCGAUGUCCCUAUGGACAAAUAUCAUGGUUUAUUCGAGGAACUGUUUCAUUCAAUAUUCACGCCAACCAGUACUAAUGAAGAAAUUGAUCACCAUACUGACAACGAAUAUUAUGCUGCUCAGAAACUGGGAAAGAAAUACAGGGGUAAAUGUAAACAACUUUUCCCAGAAUGCACAACUUCUUGGAUGGAUAUGAUUACGCACUCUUCAUUUAACGAUACCUAAUAAAAGUUGAAUAAG
Molecule: messenger RNA, 669 nt
Organism: Leptinotarsa decemlineata (Colorado potato beetle)
Lineage: Eukaryota; Metazoa; Arthropoda; Insecta; Coleoptera; Chrysomelidae
Source: RefSeq, a predicted model, not a curated record